This is a messenger RNA of Clupea harengus (Atlantic herring), 1884 nucleotides long. It is a transcript of the gene nars2, whose product is annotated as asparaginyl-tRNA synthetase 2, mitochondrial. NCBI's taxonomy places the organism in Eukaryota, Metazoa, Chordata, Actinopteri, Clupeiformes, Clupeidae. Gene Ontology annotation, biological process: asparaginyl-tRNA aminoacylation. Gene Ontology annotation, cellular component: mitochondrion. The record is from RefSeq and is a predicted model, not a curated record. Gene Ontology annotation, molecular function: asparagine-tRNA ligase activity; ATP binding; nucleic acid binding.
GUAGGAUAAUGUACCACGGAUUAGACGCAGCGUCGAUGUGUGUAAAACUACAUUUCCUAUAAGUAUGCAGGCGCAUGUAUCGCGGGCCGGAUUAUGAUUGGUUUCUGGAAAACACGUGUAUGAAUGUAGCCAGUCCGAAGGAUUUGCAGUCGGAAGUUAGAUGGUUCCAGGAAAUGCGCUGUGAACGGCAUGUAUGUGAAUGUCAUAACAGACGGAGCAGUCACUGUAGCUCCCAACCAAACUUUUAAGCGGUACGCUUAUCGUUUUAUAGGGAAGCUCAAAGUCCUAUACUGAAACUAAAUAGCUGUCUCCCUAACGUUACUAUAAUGCUUUCGAGUAAUUUACUACGUAGUGUUUUCCCUGUUUCUUCUGAAUGGGUAUUUAGCUGCAUAAAAUGUGGGUCCAGACGGUAUUGCCAGAAACCAUUCAAAAAGCUAACGAUAAGCGAUGCGUUAUCCACUAAAGCGUUGGGAUCUAACAUCAGAAUACAGGGUUGGGUCCGUUCUGUCCGAUCACAGAAAGAACAUCUCUUUCUCCACGUGAAUGAUGGCUCCUCCCUGCAACCUCUCCAAGUAGUGGCCAGCCACGAUCUAAAUGACAGAGGUCUGACAUUUGGAAGUGCCAUUGAUGUCUCAGGAAGCCUGGAGAAGAGUCCAAGUGGAAAACAGAACGUAGAGCUCCAUGCAAAACAAAUACAAGUGACUGGAAAAUGUGAUCCCACUGAAUUCCCCUUUAAGAUCAAGGAACGCCAUUCUCUGGAGUACAUCCGUCAGUUUCCCCAUCUGCGUUGCCGGACAAAUGUCUUCAGUGCCUUGCUGAGGGUCCGUAGUGAAGCCACUUCUGCUAUUCAAUCAUUUUUCAAGGAUAACGGGUUCAUACAGAUCCACACACCAGUCAUCACGUCCAAUGACUGUGAAGGAGCAGGGGAGUUGUUCCAGGUGGAGCCCGCAAGUAGGGAUAAACAGCAGGAUGAGCGGGACCCACACUACUUCUCUGUCCCCACCUACCUGACAGUCUCCGGCCAGCUUCACCUUGAGGUCAUGGCAGGGGCCUUCCCUGCAGUGUACACUUUUGGGCCGACCUUCAGGGCCGAGAACUCCCAGAGCAGGCGACACUUGGCUGAGUUCUACAUGGUGGAGGCCGAGAUCUCAUUCACCGAGUCCCUAGAGGAUGUGAUGACAGUAAUGGAGCAUCUCUUCAAAGCCAGCACUGAGCACGUCCUUACCCACUGUGCAGAAGAUGUGGAAUUAUUUCACAAGUUUGUGGCACCUGGACACAGGGGGCAAGUGGAUCUCAUGCUGAGUAGAAAGUUUAAUGUGAUUUCCUACACAGAGGCCAUAGACAUUCUAAACCGCAGUUCCCAGAUAUUCACUUUUCCAACCAAGUGGGGUUGUGACCUGCAGACAGAACAUGAGAAGUACCUGGUGAAACAUUGUGGCAACAUCCCAGUCUUUGUCACAGAUUACCCCUAUGAUCUCAAGCCUUUUUACGCCAGAGACAACCAGGAUCACCCACGACACACUGCUGCGGCGGUGGACCUGCUGGUGCCAGGGGUCGGGGAGCUGUGCGGAGGAUCUCUGAGAGAAGAGAGACUGGAAAUCCUCAGGAGCCGCAUCAUUCAGGCAGGGAUGGAAGAUGCAUAUGAAUGGUAUCUCCAGCUGAGACAGUUUGGCUCCGUCCCCCAUGGUGGCUUUGGGAUGGGGUUUGAGCGGUACCUUCAGUGCAUCUUGGGAGUGGACAAUAUCAAAGAUGUGAUCCCAUUUGCUAGGUUUUCGCACUCCUGCCUUUUGUAAUUUUCAUGAAACGUAUGUGUCUGUUAGUCAUGGUCAGUGGUCUAAACUACAAUUAAUAUAUUUUUUUAUAAUAAAACCUCAACAGAAGUGA